This is a messenger RNA of Plasmopara halstedii, 420 nucleotides long. Its product is annotated as got1-domain-containing protein. Gene Ontology annotation, biological process: retrograde transport, endosome to Golgi; endoplasmic reticulum to Golgi vesicle-mediated transport. Lineage: Eukaryota; Oomycota; Peronosporomycetes; Peronosporales; Peronosporaceae. The coding region runs from base 1 to 420 and encodes 139 amino acids. The transcript has a single exon. The record is from RefSeq and is a predicted model, not a curated record.
AUGCUAGACGACAAUCGUAAAAUCGGCACCCUGUUAUUGGGUCUGGGCUUUGCAUUUCUGUUGCUAGGUGUUCUUAUGAUCUUCGAUGCAGCUAUGCUAGCGCUAGGUGAUGUACUCUUUUUGAGUGGUGUGGCGCUUACUAUCGGUUUAUCGCGUACGGUGCGAUUCUUUACACGAAAGGAACGAUGGCGCGGUAUCGUAUGUUUUCUUGGUGGAAUUUUGUUGGUGAUGCUACGCUAUCCAGUAAUUGGCAUGAUCAUCCAGAGCUUUGGCUUUCUUAAUCUCUUUGGAUCUUUCUUUCCCGUUGCUGUUGUCUUUUUACGCCAGACUCCAGUCAUCGGCAGUGUCCUCAAUUUACCAAUUCUUUGUGAUAUUGUCGAUCGACUAGCGGGAGCACAGAAGCGUGGCUAUCAAGUGUAA